AAACAAAACACCACCAUAAUACAAGACGAACAAAUAUGCUAAGCAACCGCUAAACAACUAUAUUGCAAUCCUUGUCCAGGAUGCAUUCAACCCCCCUCGGUGCCCAGUGGUCGCGGAACUCCCUCAGGGUCCCCGUAGACAGGGCGUAUUCCCUUUCUAUCCGCACCCGGGCACGGACGUAUCCCCGGAAAAGGGGCAGGCAGCCGGCUCGGGUAGAGCCCUCCACCAUCUGGCGCCUUGACUCGCGGAUGGCCAGCUUGGCCAGGCCCAGGAGCAACCCAACCAGGAAAUCAUCAGCCCUACCCUCCCCUACGCACAGGGUGUCCAAAGAUGAGUGGGUGAAAAAUGCAACCAGAAGGCAAGGAGCAGCCCCUUUAGAUAUUCAAACAGUGGCUGCAGCCUCACGCACUCCAUGUACACGUGGUAGACAGACUCUUCCAGCCCGCAAAAGUGGCAGGCGGCUGGCGAGUCUGUGAACCGCGAGAGAAACGGGUUGCAGGGAACUCCUCGGUGUAAUACCCUCCACCCCAGGUCCCCAAUGUAGAGGGGGAGAAUAAGGAUGGUAUUGGCGUGUUGGGAGGUGAGUCACUCACUACAGAAUUCCCAGACCAGUUCUUCUGCUCACUGUAUUUAUGAGGUUUGUCCUGCUGUUUCUGGUCAAUGGGCUCCCCAGGAUGGUGAAGGUGGGACUUGUCCAUAGAAAUGCCAUUGAAUGUCAAGUAACACCUGUGGAGUAUUUCUCCCUUAGCGUGACCUGUCCUCUGUCACUCAGAAAUGUGCAUGGAUCGAUCAUUAGGCAACACAGUAGAGGAAAAGUGCAAUGUUUAUUAGUAACUUUUGUUUCAAGAUUAUUACUCCUUUAAUUUCAAACGAAUUGAUUGCUCUGAUUCGCACAUUGUGUUCAUUGUAUUGUGACACUGACUCAACCAACAGGAAGUAAAGCCACAUGCCGUCUUGUUGAAGAUACUACUUUGGUAACAACGGGAGUGCACUGUCUUCAGGACGAAAUGUAACUCUUAUUUUGAAGGAGAUUUCCACCACUGUAAUUUAAUCUGGAAUGAACAUGCUGGUCGUUCUCUGCCCACACAAUCUCUACGGAGCUUCCAGGCUGUUUAUAUAUAAAAGAGCAUUCCAAAAGUGUCUCACCAGCAAUCUGCAGCCUUCAAGAGGUCUUUUUAAAUGAAGUAUUUAUUUCCAUCGUCUGCUAUCUAACACCAGUGGGAAUGUCAGGAACUAGACUCACACAUCACAAAAACAAACUCUAAUUGCAAAGGAUAUUGCUUCUUCACAAAUCUCCAGAUAAUCUUUCGAAAUGCCGGAGCAAAGUAAUGAUUACAGGGUGGUUGUAUUUGGAGCUGCAGGAGUUGGGAAAAGCUCUUUAGUCCUCCGCUUUGUUAGAGGGACUUUUAGAGAAACAUACAUUCCAACAGUUGAAGAUACAUACAGGCAGGUAAUCAGCUGUGACAAAAAUAUCUGUACACUACAAAUCACGGACACUACAGGAAGCCAUCAGUUCCCUGCAAUGCAGAGGUUGUCCAUUUCCAAAGGCCAUGCAUUCAUUCUGGUGUAUGCUGUGACCAGCAGACAGUCCGUGGAAGAACUGCAACCCAUCUAUGAGCAGAUCUGUCAAAUCAAGGGAAACGUCCAGAAUAUCCCCAUCAUGUUAGUAGGGAACAAGACGGAUGAGACUCAGAGAGAAGUGGAGUCAACCGAAGGGGAAGCUCUGGCCACAAAAUGGAUGUGUUCUUUUCUGGAGACCUCGGCCAAACUCAAUUACAAUGUGCAGGAACUGUUCCAAGAGUUGCUUACUUUGGAAAAGAGGAGAGCAGUCAGCCUUCAAGUGGAUGGGAAAAAAUCCAAACAAAAAAAAAGAGACAAACUGAAAGGGAAAUGUUCCCUGAUGUGAAAUAUCAUCUUAUUAAGCCAUGUCCCCUGCAUGGUACACCCAGGCAUGGAUUUAAUAGACUCCUGUACAACAUGGUCUACAUUUGCACAGAAUGUCUCAUUUUCAAAUAACCACAAAUCAAUUGAAAAGUCUUAAAGCAGCUGUACCAUCAAUGAGGCAAAACUAAAUACCAAAUCUCUCCAAUGGAUGGAUUCCCUCAUAAGCUUUGAUUGUUGUUUAGAUAAAAAAUAUGUCUCUUGCAUUUUGAUGUUUAAAUCAUUCUUUCCGAUGGGGAUGGUUAAUCCAACAAAAAUAUAUUAAAAUGUA
Molecule: messenger RNA, 2212 nt
Organism: Leucoraja erinaceus (little skate)
Lineage: Eukaryota; Metazoa; Chordata; Chondrichthyes; Rajiformes; Rajidae
Product: GTP-binding protein Di-Ras2-like
Exons: 2
Coding region: 1313-1906 (197 amino acids)
Biological process (GO): signal transduction
Cellular component (GO): plasma membrane
Molecular function (GO): GTPase activity; GDP binding; GTP binding
Source: RefSeq, a predicted model, not a curated record